Molecule: messenger RNA, 1170 nt
Organism: Trematosphaeria pertusa
Lineage: Eukaryota; Fungi; Ascomycota; Dothideomycetes; Pleosporales; Trematosphaeriaceae
Exons: 2
Coding region: 334-951 (205 amino acids)
Source: RefSeq, a predicted model, not a curated record
ACAGAGCUAUCCCAAAAGGGAUGUACCUAGGCACGACUGUCAGGUACGCGGAGUCGCCAUGUGAAGCUCAACCUUGGUGCUGCAUUAGCUUCCACGUUUCUGGCCCUGGUAGGUGCUACGGGUCUGGCUAUUUAAAGCUGCCUGCUCCUCCCCUCUCUGGUUUUGAAGGAUUCCAUACAGUGCAAGAAGAGGAAAAGCUACCCCGCUAUCCAUUGCUUCGACCUCAGACUUUACGCGUCGACCUGUCCUUCCCCGCCAGCGUUCACAAACUCUUGAUCCUCCAAACGGCGCUAUUCCGAAGAGAUAAGCGGAAGCAAGAAAGGGAGAGCAAUCAUGGCUGCCCCUGCGCACAAAACGAUCAAGGAUCUCGACGGCAAAUGGCUUAUCAAUAAGUCCAUCUCCGACUCCACCGACCCGAUCCUCGCCCUCCAAGGCGUCGGCUGGCUCACCCGCAAAGCCAUCAAUCUCGCCACCAUAACGCAGCACCUCUCCACCACCACGGGGCCCCCCGAAGAAGACCCCGCCGGCGCGCCCAUCACGCACAUUGUAAUCCAGCAGUCCGCCACAGGCGGUGUAAAAGGCACGACGGAAAAGCGCGCCCUGGACUGGACGUUCCGGCCGCACUCGGACUGGCUGUUCGGCGACCUGCAGGGCCGCUCGCGGUACAACAGCAUCGCGGCCAUCCUCAAGGAAAAGGAGGGCAAGGGGGUCGAAGAGACGGACGCGAAGUUUUUGUGUGAUGGGUGGCUGCCGGAGACGCUGGAUGGCGAGGUCGUCGAGAGCUUUGUGGAUAAUGAUGGGAAGCAGUGGACGGGGUUGCAGCUUUGGGGGUUUAGCGAUGUGAAGGGCGAGAGGUGGUUGACGAGGCGGUUUGCGGUGCGUAGGAAGGAUAGGGAUGAGGUUGUGCAUGCAAGGUUGGUGUAUGAGUGGGUGGGGGAGUUGGAUGCGUAGGUUAUACAGCCGGGCGCCUGGUCGAUCGAUCGAGGAUGAGCUUGCGAGAGCUUGAUGGAGGAUGAAUAUGCUGAGAAGACGAGUACCGUAAUUUUUUUUAUCACCCGAGCGUGCGUUUUCUUGAGAAUCUCAUCGUAUUGGCUUUUCAGUAAGCCACUCUUGUUCUGGCCCUCUGCGAGGUUCCCGUGAAGCGCAAGGCUGAAGGAAAAGUACACAAGU